Molecule: messenger RNA, 348 nt
Organism: Lodderomyces beijingensis
Lineage: Eukaryota; Fungi; Ascomycota; Pichiomycetes; Serinales; Debaryomycetaceae
Source: the annotation of a GenBank genome assembly
AUGUCGUCGACAAACAAGAGAAUAGCAUUGCCCGCAAGAGUAGAACCAAAAGUGUUUUUCGCCAAUGAAAGAACAUUUUUAUCGUGGUUGAACUUCACCGUCAUCUUGGGCUCCUUGGGUGUGGGUCUUUUGAACUUCGGUGACUACAUCGGCAGAGUCUCAGCUGGCUUGUUCACUUUUAUCGCCAUGUUGACCAUGAUCUACGCCUUGGUCACCUACCACUGGAGAGCCAAGGCCAUCAGAUUAAGAGGAGCUGGUCCAUAUGAUGACAGAUUUGGCCCUACCAUGUUGUGUUUCUUCUUGUUGGCCGCCGUCAUUAUCAACUUUGUCUUGAGAAUAAGAUCCUGA